This is a messenger RNA of Plectropomus leopardus (leopard coralgrouper), 2210 nucleotides long. Its product is annotated as LHFPL tetraspan subfamily member 3 protein-like. Gene Ontology annotation, biological process: sensory perception of sound. NCBI's taxonomy places the organism in Eukaryota, Metazoa, Chordata, Actinopteri, Perciformes, Serranidae. Gene Ontology annotation, cellular component: plasma membrane. The record is from RefSeq and is a predicted model, not a curated record.
GACGCAGCGUUAUCCAGAAGGUGUGUGUUUGCACGAAUAGACACGCACAUUACGAGCUGCCUCUGCGUCUGUAGCGCCUGUGCCCCUCCCUCUCUGACUCCCAGCAUCACUGGCAGCCCGGUGAUGCUGUCAUAAACCGGAGAAUAAAUUCCCGUUUAACGACCCUGAAGGGGGGGCGUCGUAUUUUGUGAAUGGUUAUUAUGGUUGGCUGCAUUAAUUUGUAAGUACAGGCCUUUAAUGUGUUAUUGGAUGCGACCCCAUUCAGAGACACAACACAAACCGUUUGUUAUAGGCUGUUGCUGUUUUUAUUUGGGCUUUUGCUGCACGCAUCGUGUAUGCGUAUAGCCGCGAUCGGGGUGAAUAAUAAAUUUCACUCGGAGGUUUUUUUGAGGCUUUCCAAGGGCAGCAGUGAGCGACACAGUGCGGCAGCGAUGUGCACGUCUGACGGCUAGACGGAGCAAGCGGGAAGGAGCCUUUUUUCUGCAGCUGUAGUCGCUGAGUUGUCAGAGUUCUCGCUCAUAUCCAGGGUUCAAGCUCUCUGCUUUCGCUCCUCACUCGGUUCACCGCCUGGCUUUAGGAUGCGACGUCAUGACUUGAUCGCGCCUGACAGAUGUUGCUGUGUUGCAGUUGCACGGGUAUAGAUCCUCCGCUUGCUCUCGCUGUUUUGGGGGGAUGAUUCUGUAAAAAAAAAAAAAAAAAAACGGUUCGUGCGAUAAAUGCCAAGUCCUCGCUUUAUGCUCGGAGAGAUCGCAACAUUCAUUUAGUCUUCGGGAUUGCAUAAAAUGAUACCUGGAUCUGCCGCAUCAAUGCUACCAUCUGCAGAAGCUGCGAAAUUGUACCAGACCAAUUACGUCCGCAACUCCCGUGUCAUCGGACUUUUAUGGGCCAUCUUCACUAUCCUGUUCGGUAUUGUUAACGUGACCAUCUUCUCACAGCCCUAUUGGAUUGGGGAUGGCGUGGAUACGCCGCAGGCCGGCUACUUCGGCCUUUUUCACUAUUGCGUCGGAGACGGCAUCUCCAGAGAGCUGGCCUGCCAGGGCAGCUUCACCGAGUUCGCCGCUAUCCCCUCCACCGCGUUCAAGGCCGCCUCCUUCUUCAUCGGCAUGUCCAUGAUGCUGGUUGUCACCUGCAUCGGCUGCUUCAGUCUCUUCUUCCUGCUCAGCACCUCCACCGUGUACAAGAUCUGCGGCUGGAUGCAAGCAGCAUCAGGUGUCUGCCUGGUACUGGGUUGCAUGAUCUAUCCCGAUGGUUGGGACAGCGACGAGGUCCGGCGGAUGUGCGGAGAGCAGACAGACAAAUACAGCUUGGGGGCCUGCUCAGUGCGUUGGGCCUACAUCUUGGCUAUCAUGGGCAUCCUGGAUGCUCUCAUCCUCUCCUUCCUGGCCUUCGUCCUGGGGAACCGGCAGGACGGACUCAUGACAGAAGAGCUGCUGGCCGAGAGCAAGGAGGGAGGCAACGCCUAACCAAAUCUUUAGGUUCCUGAAUUUCCCUGUGUCUGUUUUCAUGAAGUACCAGUCAGCCCUCAACAUCAGCUCGGAGGAGGGAGGCCAUCCCAGUCUGUGACGGAGAGGAAUACUACGGAACCAGCCAGCCUGCCUUUCACACCUUCCUGCCAAAAUCCUAGUGUAACCUACCCUCAAACUACAUCCAUUUUGCUUGCUGACCCUACAUCAUCCCCAGCACUUAGAUGGAGCCCAAUGCACUUCUAUCCCAGUGUGUCUACAGACCUAACCCUUGCACAACAUUGCAUAGACCAUGGCAGGGGCGGAGACUGUUAUUCUAUUGAGAAGUAUACGGACUACCCACUACCUACCUGAGAAGGCACAGGGUUGACAUUGUACACCUGCAGUACGAGCACAGACACAAACACACGCACCCAUACGCACAAACACAACUACCACACACACACACACACACACACACACACACAGUACACUCAAACAAAACAUUGACAAACUCUGUAAUUACAAGUAUUAAACUAUGUUAACACUUAGCCGUGUGUACCACCGUCAGAAUGUGUGUCAUGUUUUAUUUGUGAAAAGAAGAAAAGUGCUCAUUUUCAGAUAAUAUCGGGUUGAUGUAAAUCUAUUGUGUUUCAUAUGUAAAGUUUGACAAUGAAAUGAAAGUUUUAGUUUGCUCAUACACCCCUUUGUUCCUCUUCAUUUACUAGAAGAAAAAAAAUUAAGAUAUUUUAUAAGAAUAUUAUCAUC